GUUGAGGUUCUCCGUCUCCCUUUGCUGGUCUGGCUAUGAAAUGAUGACCGCCACAACUUCAAGUCCGCCUUCUCCCUCAAUGCUCUCUUUUUCAUGUUCUACAGAACACAAAUUCUUCCCGCUUUCAGUUUCUUUCCACUCAAGAACUCGCCUUUCCUGCAAACCAGUCUUGAUUUCUAUCCCCACUUCUAACCACAAGUUCCCCAAAUCAAGUUUUUGCAUCUUCAAUUCAAUCAACAAAGUCUCUUCUGUAGAUGAUGCUCCCAAAACGAAUCCAUCCCUGAUUGAGGUAAAAACCAGUUUAUGGAAGUGGAGAGGUUACUCGAUCCGCUAUCAGUAUGCCGGCAGCAUUGGUCCAGCACUGGUUUUACUCCAUGGUUUUGGAGCAAACAGGUCAAGAAUGCUUCUAGUAAACUAUUUGAUAUAGUGACCAUUGGAGAAAAAACCUUCCCGUCCUGGCACAAGCACACCGAGUGUUCGCGAUUGAUCUUAUUGGUUAUGGUUACUCGGACAAACCAGAUCCGCUCGAAUUUGUAGAUCUGUUCUACACCUUUGAGACAUGGGCUAGCCAGCUUAAUGAUUUUUGCAACGUUGUUGCCAGAGACAAAGCUUUCUUUAUCUGCAAUUCCAUUGGAGGAAUUGUUGGCCUUCAGGCUGCAGUCAAGGAACCUCAAAUAUGCAACGGCAUUUUUCUUUUAAAUAUCUCUCUUCGUAUGCUACACAUAAAAAAGCAACCUUGGUAUGGAAGACCUUUCAUUAGAUCAUUUCAAAGCUUGCUGAGGAAUACAGAAAUUGGCAAAUUGUUUUUUAGAGCUGUUGCCACUCCCAAAUCUGUACGGAAUAUCCUUUGUCAGUGCUACCAUGACAAAACCCAGGUGACAGAUGAAUUAGUAGAAGCCAUCCUUCGUCCAGGGCUUGAACACGGUGCUGCAGAUGUCUUUCUUGAGUUUAUAAGCUACUCCGGAGGGCCUCUUGCUGAGGAACUACUGCCUCUAGUUAAGUGCCCUGUUUUAGUGGCUUGGGGUGACAAAGAUCCAUGGGAGCCCUUAGAGCUUGGAAGAGCAUACAGUAAAUUUAACACUGUUGAAGAUUUCAUUGUCCUCCCUGAUGUUGGCCACUGUCCUCAGGACGAGGCGCCCCACCUUGUAAACCCGCUUGUUGAGGCUUUUGUGUCCCGUCAUGCUGCAAGUUUGGAAUCAAUAUCACAGGGAAAGAGUUCUUGAUUUAUGUCCAUGCCAUUUAGGUACGCCUCUGCCUCAAACGUAAAGAGCGAACAAGGCAAGUCCAAUCAAACAUUUCUCAAUUUCAUGUCCGUAGUUGUCAUCAACUCAUCAAUGAUCUUCCAUUUGCGUGACCGAAUUAAAUAUCAAAGGAAUAAACCCAUCACGAUCGUAUGGGUCUUAGAAUGUCAGACAGAUUUCCAUCUAAGAAAAGUUUGCUUCAAAAACAGUUUCUAGCUUGAGUUUGGUUUAAAACAUUCAUGCGUGUCUGUAUGUUAUGGCUUAAAUAUACUACUUGAUGCUUUGAACCCUCAAGUGCUUCAUUGAUUGUUGUUUUUGUAGGCAGGUGAAGUUAGGGGUGUUCCAAAAUAUCCGACCUGAAUAAUCCGUCUAGUACUCGGCCUGAUCCCAACCAAAAAAUGUAUAUUCAAUCUGGUAUUUUUUACUUUUGGAUCGGAUAUGGAUUAAAAUUUUAGAAUUUCGGAUAUCCGAGGUGCAUAAAAAAAAUCGUUCCAA
Molecule: messenger RNA, 1736 nt
Organism: Cuscuta campestris
Lineage: Eukaryota; Viridiplantae; Streptophyta; Magnoliopsida; Solanales; Convolvulaceae
Source: the annotation of a GenBank genome assembly